Molecule: messenger RNA, 1098 nt
Organism: Fusarium tjaetaba
Lineage: Eukaryota; Fungi; Ascomycota; Sordariomycetes; Hypocreales; Nectriaceae
Product: cation efflux family
Exons: 8
Coding region: 1-1098 (365 amino acids)
Biological process (GO): transmembrane transport; monoatomic cation transport
Cellular component (GO): membrane
Molecular function (GO): monoatomic cation transmembrane transporter activity
Source: RefSeq, a predicted model, not a curated record
AUGGAGGAAGCCACCGACCCUUUCAACCUCACAUCCCGACGACGGGAAGAUGUGACAAAAGAACAAAUCGAAAACGAUUACCCACAAGGCGAUGCACGCUUACUUCAGAAGUUCUAUACCCGACAAAAUAAGCUUAUAGACCAGUUUCUAGGCGUCGAUGACGAAGAGAGGGCACAGGCCGAGGAAGAGGCUCGAGUAGCAGGCAAGAUCAAGUUUGCAGUUAACGCAUCCUUUGUAGUCAACUUUUGCCUUUUCGUUAUUCAGUUAUAUGCAGCUAUCUCGACGGGAUCAUUGGCGCUAUUUGCCACAGCCGCAGAUGCGUUUAUGGAUCUUGUUUCCUCUUUUGUGAUGCUCAUCACGUCUUGGCUGGCGGCUCGACCCAGCAUCUACAAAUAUCCUGUUGGUCGGACACGGAUUGAAACCAUUGGAGUCAUCCUUUUCUGCGCCCUCAUGACAACGGUUGCGGUACAGCUUCUGAUCGAAUCGGCUAGAACAUUGGGUACCGGCAAGACCGAGUCUGAGGAGCUUCACUUGAUACCUAUUAUUUUUGUUUGUGUUGCCAUCUUCAGCAAGGCGUCUCUCAUGUUGUACUGCAUGACUUACCGAAAGUACCCAUCAGUCCAUGUGUUCUUUAUUGACCACCGCAACGACAUUGCCGUCAACAGCUUUGGUCUUAUCAUGUCGGUUGUAGGUGACAAGUUCAUCUGGUACCUGGACCCAAUCGGCGCCAUUUGUAUCGCACUUCUGAUCCUUUUCUCGUGGAUCUCCAAUGCUUUUGGGCAAAUCUGGUUGUUGGUGGGCAAGGCAGCGCCUCAAGAGUUUAUUGCCAAAUUGAUCUACAUGAGCAUAACACAUGACGACCAGAUAUCUAUGGUCGAGACUUGUCGCGCAUAUCAUGCCGGGCAAAAGUACUAUGUUGAGGUGGACAUAGUCAUGGAUGAGCAAACAUCCCUCAAGAUCAGCCAUGACGUUGCCCAGUCGCUGCAGCGAAAGAUUGAAGGGCUUGGGGAUGUUGAGCGGGCAUUUGUUCACGUUGAUUAUGAGUAUGAACAUAACAUUCACGAAGAGCACAAGCCACUUUAUGACAGGAAGGUUUAA